This is a messenger RNA of Acanthopagrus latus (yellowfin seabream), 3815 nucleotides long. It is a transcript of the gene trpv6, whose product is annotated as transient receptor potential cation channel, subfamily V, member 6. Gene Ontology annotation, biological process: calcium ion import across plasma membrane. Gene Ontology annotation, cellular component: membrane. Gene Ontology annotation, molecular function: calcium channel activity; protein binding. The record is from RefSeq and is a predicted model, not a curated record. Lineage: Eukaryota; Metazoa; Chordata; Actinopteri; Spariformes; Sparidae. Bases 1557 to 3719 code for a protein of 720 amino acids. The transcript is spliced from 16 exons.
GCUGGGUAGAAACGGUAGACACACAAACCACCAAAUCGUGUUUUUAUGGCGUUAUUGUUUCUUUAUAAAGACAUUAACAGACUGGAAACCACUGGUCUUUAUCACACUGCUUAAAGAUGGUGCUCUCCGUCUGGUAAACAGCUAUUAUCUCCACAAUACCAAAUGACUGCCACAUUAACAGGGCCUCCUAUAGAGUCUACUUAAACCCUGUUUAUCCUGCGGCUGACCAGCCUGUUAGUCAUGAACUAUAAGUGGCGCAGCAAAAACACCUGCGCGAUACAUCCGAGCUGACCAGAGGAGUCGUAUAAGUCGACUGAUUCAGCAGUUUACAAAUACUCCACACGAGUGGAAAUUAACUCUGUGAUUCAGGUUCAGUUGGUGGCUUCUUGCCAAACGAACUCUCCUGAAAGUAAAGACUGAUAGUCUCUCAAAUUACAAAAAAAAAAAAAAUUAAAAACUACAUGUAUCUUUGUUUUCAGCCUUCAGAAGAAAGUGACAUGAUGUUGCCAACCUCCAAAUGCUCAUUAUGGUCUUUGUAAUGUGGCAAUUACCAUGUUUGUGAGCAUUCCUGUUGACACAUCAAUGGUGCUCAACAUGUUAAAUCACUGUGAAUGAAAGCAGCUCGGAUGCAUGUGUGCACAAGACGCAGCAUGUCGGGGAAAAAUCACGCAUCAUGUCCGUGUUUGCGCCGCAGAAUGAUCCCAGCUUCACCUGGAGAAGAUGGUAGGAGAACAGAAAGAAAAGAACGCAGCUUCACAAUCGUGCGUUCACAUCUGGUUCUGAAUCACCAGCCUGUGCUCAGACUUACAUGCUUGCAAUUUCCAAACUGGUUUUUCCUUUAACGGUUCACUUGAAACACCGACCGCAAUGUGUUGACUGUCAUGAUGUUGCAGAAUUUUCCUUGUGGUCAUGCAGGUUUUGGUGGUAUAGAGGAAUGCAGACAGGCCUGAUAACACCAGAGAUAUGUACUGGGAUUAGGGACCAGACCAUUGGCACAGGUGACAUAAUACAGACAAUAACUUUCAGAUCAGCAUGAUGAAGGACUUCUUGUUCCGACGACGAGUUGAAUCUUAAAGCACAACUUUCUCUGUGGCCUUCCUGACCUGCGGUGAAAGUCAACCUACUCAUUAAAGCCUCACUCUCGCUGUCUUACCUGUUGGCCCUUCCCUCAUCCUCCCUCCUCUCCACCCAUUCAUUGUCAACCCCUCCACGUGUCUCCUCCCCCUGGGUCAUAUAUAACGGUGAUGCCACAGGGAUUCCACUCCUCCUCAGGGACAUUUUACAGGUGUUGUUUCCAAUUUUUGACUGAAGUGUUAUGACUAAGGUGCACGAGGAGUUUAGGAGCGGCACUUUUAUAGUUUAAAGGUAAGAUUGAGACGCUUUCUUCUAAUUUGUUUUUUGUUGUUUUUUAAUUCUAUGUUUAAAACAGUACAAAAAAGAAUCCAACACAAAAAAUUAUGAAAUAAUUGGCUCUCCAACUUUCUUUCUUUCUUUUUUUUUUAUCUCACGUGGACGUCACCUGUCUUUUGCUUCCUCCAGUCGAACAUCAGGUGUCAAUGUCACCGUCUCUAGCCAGAUCUGCUCCGAGUGAGCUCAACCAUUGGUGGAGCCAGCUGAGGUUUCGCCUCCAAAAUAAGAAAGGAUGGAACGAGAUGUUGGAUGAGACGUUUCUGCUCUACACCAAACACAUCAACGACAUCCCUCUAUUCUACGCCGCUAAAAUCAACAGUGUUGGUUGUAUCAAGAAGCUGCUCAGCUGUGCAUCCACCAACAUCUUCGAGAGAGGAUCUCUUGGUGAGACAGCACUUCAUGUGGCGGUGAUGAACGACAACCUGGAGGCUGCCGUGGCUCUGAUGGACGGAGCCCCUGAACUCAUCAAUGAGCCCAUGACCUCCGAGCUCUUCCAAGGCAUUACUCCUCUCCACAUCGCUGUGGUGAAUCAGAACAUCAACCUGGUUCAUCAUCUAAUUAGUCGCGGGGGUGACGUGGCCACACCUCGAGUCACCGGUCUGUACUUCAGGAAGAGGAUCGGAGGGCUCAUCUACUAUGGUGAGCACAUCUUGUCUUUCGCCGCCUGUGCUGGGAACGAGGACAUUAUCUCCAUGGUAAUCAACGCAGGAGCCAGCACCAGGGUCCAGGACUACCGUGGUAACACAGUGCUUCACAUUCUGGUUCUGCAGCCCAACAAGACGAUUGCGUGCCAGGCCAUUGACCUGAUUAUGGCACGCGAUGCAGAGCUGGACCAGUCUGUGCCACUCGACAUGGUGCCCAACUACCGAGGCCUUACACCUUUUAAACUGGCUGCCAAAGAGGGAAACAUUGUAGCAUUUCAGCACUUGGUUAAUAAAAGGCGUUCAGUCCAGUGGAGCCUGGGCCCUCUGACCUCUUACCUGUACGACCUGACGGAGAUCGACUCGUGGGCCGACGACAUGUCGGUGCUGGAGCUCAUCGUUGGCAGUCCUCAGAGAGAGGCAAGAGGAAUACUAGAGGUGACCCCUGUGAGGCAGCUGGUGAGUCUGAAGUGGAACCUGUAUGGGAAACAUUACUUCAGGCUGCUGCUGUUACUGUACCUCCUGUACAUUGGGACCUUCACACUGUGUUGUGCAUAUCGCCCUCUAAAGGACGCUCCGGAGAAUUACACAACGUCAGACAUGGACAAAACCAUCCGAGUCCAGAAAACACUUGAUGAGAGUUAUGUGACAUAUGAGGACAACCUGCGGCUGGCGGGUGAGAUCAUCAGCGUCCUGGGAGCUUUGUUCAUCCUGCUGCUGGAGAUUCCUGAUAUACUGAGAGUGGGAGCAAAGCGUUAUUUUGGCCAGACAGCACUGGGAGGCCCCUUCCAUGUUAUCCUGAUCAGCUAUGCCUGCUUAGUGGUGCUGCUGUGCGUGUUCAGAGCCACCGAGGUGCAGGGAGAGGCUGUGGUGAUGGCUCUGUGUUUAGUCCUUGGCUGGAGCAACGUCAUGUUCUUCGCCCGAGGUUUUGAGAUGCUCGGCCCUUAUGUCAUCAUGAUACAGAAGAUUAUAUUUGGAGACCUGACAAAGUUUAUGUGGCUGAGUUUCAUUGUGCUCAUUGGUUUUUCCACCUCUCUGUGGAUGGUGUAUAUGACCCAGGAGCCAGGGUCCAUUCCUGCAUACCGCUCCUUCCCCAUCACCCUCUUCUCCCAGUUUGAGCUCAGCGUGGGCCUCAUAGAUCUGCCCGUGGACCACACCAUCACCACCCCACCCAUCGUCCAUGUGCUGCACUGCACCUUUUCUGUGGUCUCCUACAUCCUGCUGCUAAAUCUACUGAUCGCCAUGAUGAGUGACACACACUGGAGGGUGGCCCAGGAGAGAGACGAGCUCUGGAGGACUCAGGUGGUGGCUACAACAUUGAUGCUGGAGAGGAGGCUGCCCCGCUGCCUGUGGCCUCGACUCGGGGUGUGUGGGCUCAACUACGGUCUGAGGGAGCGCUGGUAUCUCAGGGUGGAGGACAGAAACGACCCGAUGUUUCUGAAGAUGCGCCGUUACAUCAAAGCUUUCACCAAUGAGGAUGAAAAGGAGGAGAAGACUGACACAAUGAAGGGGUCGAUGGCAGGGACUCCCAAGCUCAGACCUAAAAACAAAGCAGGGUUCAACAACAGGAAGUCUCUGUCAGGGUGGCAGAUGAUUCGCAACAGCGCUUUGGGUUUGGAGAUUGGACAAGAAGAGCCUGAGGAGGACCUGGACAUUAAAUAUGUCUAGGAAGAGAAGCUUCCUGAGCCUGAAGUGAAUUCUCUGAGGUGUGAACAUUUAAUACGUUGAUGAAAGUCAUCAAAAAGGACUUGCAAGCUGCGGACU